AUGGCGUUGAAUUCAUGUGCUCUGUUCACGAAUUUAAAUAUAGAGUGCAUUUACUUAGCCUGCUUUUCCUCACAGCACAUCACUAAACGUCCAACCAGAGCGCUUCUGAGUUGUAACAUCUCUGCACUCUCUCAUGAACUGAGAGCACAGAAUAAUGACACUACGCGCUCCUCCAAAACAUUCAACAGACCGCUGAGGACUUCAACACUGCGCAUCGAGACAUCGGAAAAGGAUGAGCAAUCUCAAAUACUACAAGGACUUCGAACAUGUACUGGCUCCAUCAUCAGCUCUCAGUCCAACCUUUUUCAAGGAUUAGAGCAGCUUCGAAGCCUGUUAGAUACGGCUAACGCGGGUGUCCUGGGCCUGAAAUUCUCGGCCAUCCUCCCGGCCUCUAACGCUGAUGCUUUGGCUGAGAUUUUCGGGCUCAACUUCAAAGCAUCCUCGAACCAAUAUCUUGAACUUGGUCAGCAAGCGACGACGAACUACGCCAUUUUAGACCACGACCGCAUAGCUGAGCUAUAUUCCGGAGGACCCCGAGAAGGUGAUACCCACGCUAAAGACUUAUCUCCAGUUCUUGGAAAUGCACCGAUUCCACGCCUCGAGGAUAGCACGGCCGCUAUGACUAGUAGAUUCAAACAGCACUGGUUAGUCGAAUGGAAAAUCGGAGAAGGAGGGUCUCUGAAACUUGAAUCUCAUUUCUCCAUCUCUGUUAACUUUAGGCCGAGCCAGGCCAUUUCCCGCUUCCCAGGGGUUUCCAUGUUCUACAGUAGUGCGCGGAACCAGCAAACGACCACCCCAUAUACUAUACUCUACUAUCAUGAUCGGAGAUUUAGCCGCCGUUCAAGCUAUGUUUUCUCCAAUGGAAAUAAGCCUGAGAUGUCAAGACAGCGACGGCAAUACCGUGCUGCACGAAUAGAAAUAUUCUUGCUUUCAAUCGGUCCCAGCAUUGACCAGUGUAUUUUGCAGGUAUUUCGGGAUAUACCUACAUACCUUCUGAUAGCUGAGAUGGUUAGAUAUUGGCUGGAAGAGUGGCGGAAAGAAUUAUUGAGCAAUUUCGCAGGCUUGAGGGAGCUUGACGGUUAUUCUCGUGAAGACAGUCAAUUUGUUGCUAACGCUCUUCUCGAUGAUCUGAUCAAAAUGAUGGACUCAUUUCUUUCAAUAGCAGCAGCAGAGGACACAUGGCGAGUUUUAUUUUAUUUUUGGCCAAAGUCUUUGAUGCGCCCAUCCCACGAGGUCCGGAGUGUCAUCGAGCAUUGUCUCCGUAGGGGUCUUAGCCCUAACAGGCGGUAUGGAAAGGCCAACUGGCCUCUUCUGUUCCGGGCAAUCUUUGAAAUGGCACAACAAAAAAGAGAAGGGAUUUGA
Lindgomyces ingoldianus is the source of this 1362-nucleotide messenger RNA. RefSeq lists its product as uncharacterized. The record is from RefSeq and is a predicted model, not a curated record. The transcript is spliced from 11 exons. NCBI's taxonomy places the organism in Eukaryota, Fungi, Ascomycota, Dothideomycetes, Pleosporales, Lindgomycetaceae. Bases 1 to 1362 code for a protein of 453 amino acids.